Molecule: messenger RNA, 1131 nt
Organism: Penicilliopsis zonata CBS 506.65
Lineage: Eukaryota; Fungi; Ascomycota; Eurotiomycetes; Eurotiales; Aspergillaceae
Exons: 3
Coding region: 1-1131 (376 amino acids)
Biological process (GO): cellular response to amino acid starvation; positive regulation of TORC1 signaling
Cellular component (GO): Seh1-associated complex; nuclear pore outer ring
Molecular function (GO): structural molecule activity; protein binding
Source: RefSeq, a predicted model, not a curated record
AUGGCAUCCGGGUUCGUCGACUUCGACGCUGGUCACCGCGACCUGGUCACCGUCACCAAGUUCAAUUUCUAUGGCAACCGCAUUGUUACCGCGUCGUCGGAUCAUCGUAUGAAGGUGUGGGACCAGAAGGACGGUUCCUGGCAGUUGACGGACACCUGGCGCGCUCAUGACGCGGAGAUUCGCGAUGCGCAGUGGAAUGGUCCCUUCAUGGGCCAGCAUGUCGGGAGUGUGGGUGAGGAUAUGAAGUUCAAGAUUUGGCAGGAAGAUGUGACGCAGCCUCCCAACUCUGGCCGGCGAUUCAAGGCCAUCUUCCGCUUAACUGCACCUCAGAGAUACCCGUUUGUCUCUUUGGACUUCCGUAAUAUUGACCUGGAGACAUACCUUGGUCUUAUCACGCGGGAUGGGUACUUGAUGAUCAUGGAGCCCGUCAGCCCCGACACUUUGGCCGACUGGCAGGUUGUCGACCAGUUCCGGGUAUGCCCUGCACCCCAGCGAGGAGAGGAGACCAGCUUCAAGGUUCAGUUCCACCACGAUCCCACAGACAUCACCCACUCGAUCCUGCCGAGCUGGGAUCGGAAAAGUCUGUCCGUGGUGGUCGCAGCGAUGGACACUGUGAAGAUCUAUCGAACCGACACCAACCGUCGCUUCUACCACGCGAUUGAGCUGACUGGACACAGCGGUCUGGUCAGAGAUAUCUCAUGGGCCAAUGGCUCGGUCCGUGGCCAUGAUCUCAUUGCCAGCGGGUGUAAAGAUGGAUUUGUUCGCAUCUUCGAGGUGUACACCUCGGUCUCGAGCAGCGGGUCGCAGGGUGGCACCGACCGUGGUUCAGAAGCCUCGCCCCAGUCGCCUUCAAAUCGCCCAGCCGCACAGUCGGGCAUCGGCUCGGCCCUGGCUAACCGUGCUCCAUCCUCUCUAAGCAAUCGGCCAGCAACCGGUGACUCUCAGUUCAAGCACCACUUCAAGGAAGUCGCAUGUAUCGAGAGCAAACAUCUCGACGUAUGGUCGGUGGAAUUUUCAUAUGCAGGAGACUGCCUCAUCUCGUCGGGUGACGACGGCAAUGUGCGAUUCUGGAAGAAAUCUCUAUCUAGCGAAUGGCUGGAAUUCGCCGAGGCGAAUAUGGCAGAACAGUAG